Candidula unifasciata is the source of this 741-nucleotide messenger RNA. NCBI's taxonomy places the organism in Eukaryota, Metazoa, Mollusca, Gastropoda, Stylommatophora, Geomitridae. The record is from the annotation of a GenBank genome assembly.
AUGAUCUGUGGCAUGCAGACGCCAACCUCGGGCAAGAUCUAUGUCCACGGGAACAAGGUGUUGUCUGGAAGAGCGACUGGGCCACAGAUAGGGUACUGCUCCAAAAAGUUCAGUGGACUCAUGCCCAUGCUGACCGGCCAGGAGACACUGUUUAUGUUCGCCAGACUCCGGGGCGUUGCUGAAUUCAACCUCAAGCGUUUGGUGGAGAUUUACCUCAUCGCUUUUCACCUGGACUCUGUAGCCAACAGGCAUGCUUCUAACUACAGUGAUUGUGAACGUCGCAGGCUCAGUAUUGCCUGUGCUCUGAUAGGAGAGCCCACAAUCUGCCUGCUGUGUGACCCCAUGUACAAGCUGGACUCUGAGAGCAGAGAGGCUGUCUGGAGAUGGCUGCGGAAGCUCAAGAAUAUGAACAAGACUAUCAUUAUCGCCACAGAUCAGUUGCAGGAGAUCGGCAAGCAUGCAGCUUACAUUAUGAUUCUUGUGGAAGGUAACCCGGUGUGUGUGGGCACAAACAAGGCCAUAGAAUCCAUCUGCUGCAAGGGCUACACGCUGUUUGCCAAAAUGGAUCCCAAGAAUUCAACUGGCUCCAUCAGCUUAUUCUACACGAUGCUGAGGGAGAAGUUCCCCAACUGCCAGCUUUUCCACGGUAACCAAGAUCUGCUGCAUUUCCACAUUCCCUACGAGGAGGACCGCCUUGCUGACUUAUUCGAAACUUUAGAAAACAUCAAGAAGAACGUCAAG